This is a messenger RNA of Rodentolepis nana, 2823 nucleotides long. The record is from the annotation of a GenBank genome assembly. NCBI's taxonomy places the organism in Eukaryota, Metazoa, Platyhelminthes, Cestoda, Cyclophyllidea, Hymenolepididae.
AUGGCUGAGGAUGAUCAGCAUUUUGUUGUCUUUGGAGAACCUUUUGAUGAAGAUGAUGAUGAAAGUUCCAGAUUUUUGCAUCCGAAAGCUAGGCCUCAGGCUUAUGAACAACGCGUGUUAAAUGAACGUGGUCGACCUAUGCGCUUUCAUGGGGCCUUUACUGGAGGUUUCUCUGCUGGUUAUUUUAAUACAGUUGGGUCUAAAGAAGGUUUUAAACCACAAUCAUUCACAUCAUCUCGACGAAACCGUACGCAAAAUAGUGUACAGAUUCAAGGCAAACCAGAAGACUUUAUGGAUGAUGAGGACUUUGGCGCCUUUGGUAUUGCCCCACGUCACUAUCGAACCCGUCGCGAGUACGAUGAUCAUCACAUUUUUGACACACUUUCGGAGUCUCUCGGAGGAAAAUCGGUCAUUCCAGCUGCAGAUGAUAUCCUUAAGCGUAUGCUUAUACCCUCUGGGACAAGUUUGGCAGAUAGGCUCCUACGGCGAAUGGGAUGGAAGUCGGAAGAUAUUGCUGAUGUUGUCGCCGAAGAUGAAGCUGAGAAGAUUGCUGCCUCCCAAUGUACUAAAGAACGCGACUAUGCGGUGAUCAGCUUCGCCCCUAAGACGAAUACUUUCGGUUUGGGAUACUCUGGUUUGGAUCCGGACAUCGCUUUCGGUAGACGAGCCCCAACUUCUAUGCAUGAUCCUCAAGCUGAGUCUGUGACAAACCUUCAGCGACGUGAACAAUUAUCCCAUGUUGGGUUCAAUCCCUCAACUGGACCCAUUCGUCAGGGUAUCCGAGGCCAAGCCUUUGGCGUGGGAGCGCUUCAUUCCGAGGACGCAGACAUCUACGCAACGGACAGUUUGGCCACUUAUGACUUCAGCAUUGCACCGACCGAAGAGGAAGCUGAUGACGAAAUGGCCGAUUUGGAGGCUGCACAACAUGGUCGUUUCUCUGAUCUUAGACGGAAAUCAAAACCCAGCAAUUCCACUCUGGAUGGGUGGACGCCUCCCACUCUUCCGAAAAUUUCGCUUUCUGGUGUGGAGGAACACGACAAGAUAGAUGACAUCGAAGGUUUUGUGAGGCCGGUGAACUCCGAUGCGCGUCUGGUUCUGGCUAAUUCUGAGUUCUUUGUCAUUCCAAAAGUAGUGCACCUUCCACCGGGUUACAACCCCAUUUUUCAUCCAGAAUGUCUUGGAGGAGGUAAUUUGGAAGAAACUGGUCAAGAGGAACCUUCAAUUCCAGAAGUUUCUGUUGCACCUCUUUUGAAACCCUUCGUCGGUGAUUCUGCAAAACAGGCGAGGUUUGAGGCCUACCAGCUUCUCAUCAGACAGGGCUUGACUCAGAUUCUAAUGCUCAAUCCUCAAUCUGCAGAUGAAGAAGCUUAUGAACGCUGUUCAACCCAAACUCCGGAUCUUACCUCGGAAACUCGAGUCUUUGAAGCUAACGUCUUCGCUACUUUGGUGAAAAAUCUUAGACCUUCACUAAAACCUCUCAAAGCCUCACCUUCAUCGCAACCGUCUUCCACGCCAACAAUUCCACCGCAUGAAGCCUCAACAGAACAGACGCAAGAAAGAGACAAUCGCCCAUUGACAGCUGGAAUUUUAGACUCGGAGAAACAGCGACUGGUUGCAAAUCUCUUGAAAUCACGAUUUCGAUCUGCCGGAGAGAUGGACAUCACUCAGGAGUUGACUGCAGCUCAGGAAGAGGAGAGGAGGAAGGACCUUGAGUCUCUUGAUAUGACCGAUCCGAGGGAUAACGCUGCAGCAAAUGAGACCUAUGGUGUUCUCACUCGUCGAACUCUAACUUGGCAUCCUGCAGCUCUGCUCUGUAAACGGUUCAAUGUCCCCAAUCCAUAUCCAGACUCGAAAUUUGUCGGAUGUCCAGAAGAUCGCAGAAUGCGUCGACCACCACGUAAAGGUAAAAGGCGUGCUGACGAUGUCACUUCCAGUGAGUUUACACUCUUCCAGCUUCUUGACAUGAACGUCGGAGACAGAGGUGGAGAUGAUGAUGGUAGCGACUAUUCAGAAGAAGAGGAGGGGGAAAAGUCCGGUGAAGAAGAGGAGGCGACUGCCAGCCUCACUUUUGAGACGUCCACGAAGCCACUUGGUGGUCCACCUCAAUCAAUCUUUGAAGGGCUGUUUGCUCAAUCUGAGAAGGCUCAACAGGAACGGCAGAAUGAGAAGUCUGCGGAAAAAACUGAAUCGGUUCCUAUCAAUCCAACACCGAGAAUAUUAGGCCCUGUAGCUCCACCUCAAGAUAUUUCCAAAUCAUUCACCCCUAAUGAAGAAGGUGUGCCCUCCAUGGAUCUCUUCAAAUCCAUCUUCGCUUCGGAUGAAGAGUUAGAAGACGACGAUGAUGAUGGACAAGAAAAUGACGAUCUUGCUACUCUCAUGCAACCCCCUCCAACAAUAGAGUCAUCAUCUACUGAAUUCAGGCCAUCAGUAGUAUCCGCCAGUCCCACUCAGCAAGAUGAGCCAGUACUAGGUGAAGAGAAGGAAAAGGAGGUUACUAGACCACCAAACCCUCCAGACUUAUCUGUUCAUCAGCUGUUCAAGCACUUGUUCAAUCCUGAGAUGGAUAGCGAAGCUCCACUUUUCGCCAUUUCGAAGGUGGCUAAUCAACGAAGGGAGGAGAGGCGCAUGGAAUUGGAAUUGAAUUCUACAAAAGCGAGUUCUUCAAAAGAACUCGUUUCCGAAGACGAUUUUUAUGGUCCCUCACUUCCACCUGGUUUUGGAGGCGCUGAAGCUUCAAACAUUUCAACGUCUAUUGCAAUCAAUUCGACAAGCUCUUCAUCAAAGGAUGUGGACUAUGUCGAGCGCAAGAAUUUCUUUGCUUAA